This is a messenger RNA of Dendrobium catenatum, 1782 nucleotides long. Its product is annotated as ABC transporter G family member 8-like. Bases 1 to 1782 code for a protein of 593 amino acids. The record is from RefSeq and is a predicted model, not a curated record. NCBI's taxonomy places the organism in Eukaryota, Viridiplantae, Streptophyta, Magnoliopsida, Asparagales, Orchidaceae. Gene Ontology annotation, cellular component: membrane. The transcript has a single exon. Gene Ontology annotation, molecular function: ATP hydrolysis activity; ATP binding; ABC-type transporter activity.
AUGGCCAACCAACGUCCCGAACAACUCUCUCAAACACCACCACCGACACAUGAAACCUGCGAGCUCCAAGCUUGCUCCAUUUACUACUCCAAGCCCCCCGCAGCCUUCCGCCGCCUACUCCAUCCAUUGCCUCCGCCGCCAACCCACAUUCUCCGGGAUAUCUCCCUGACCGUCCGCUCUGGCGAACUCCUCGCCGUCGUGGGCCCAAGCGGCGCCGGAAAGUCAACUCUGCUGGACAUCCUAGCGGCCCGCACUGCCCCCACCUCUGGCCACCUCCUCUUCAACUCCUCCCCUCUGCACCCUACCUCUUUCCGCCGUCUCUCCGCCCACCUCCCCCAACACGACCACCCUCUCCCGUUCCUCACCGUCUCCGAAACCUUCCACCUCUCCGCCCGUCUCCUACUUCCUCCUCCCACCGCCGCGGAAGCAGCCUCGUCCCUCCUGAACAACCUCCGGCUUUCCCACGUCUCCCAUUCCCUCCUCCCCGGCUCCCUCUCCGGCGGCGAACUCCGCCGCGUAUCGCUAGGCCUCAACCUCCUCCGCAACCCCUCCGUCCUCAUCCUCGACGAACCCACCUCCGGCCUCGAUAGCGCCUCAGCCCUCCUCGUUAUCAGCUCCCUCCGCCGUGCCGCCGCCACCAACCGCCGCCCCGCCAUCGUUCUCUCCAUCCACCAACCCUCAUCACAACUCCUCUCCUCGUUCGAUUCCUUCCUCCUCCUCUCGUGCGGCACCGUCCUCCACCACGGCAACCUCUCCUCUCUCUCCUCCUUCCUCUCCUCCUUCGGCUUUCCUCUUCCCGAACACCUCAAUCCCCUCGAACUCGCUCUCGAAGUCCUCCCUUCUCUUCCCACCCCCUCCCCGCCUCCGCCACCUCCCCGCCGUGUCCCCAACGCCGGAAAACUCAUCCCCAUCCCUUACCCAAGCCCUCAAUCCCGCGAAAUCGACGUCCUGCACCUCCGCUUCUGGAAAGUAAUCUACCGCUCAAAACAGCUUCUUUUAACCAACACCCUCGAAGCUCUCCUCGUCGGCUUCCUCCUCGGCACUAUCUACAUCGGCGUUAACUACGACGAACAAGGAAUGAAGAAACGGCUCGGCUUCUUCGCCUUCACACUAACAUUCCUCCUCUCCACAACCACUGAAACCCUCCCCAUCUUCGUCUCAGAACGUUCCAUUAUCCUCCGCGAAGUUUCCGCCGGCGUUUACCGCCUCUCCUCCCACCUCAUAGCUAACACUCUCGUCUUCCUCCCUUACCUCUUCGUCAUCUCCGUUCUCUACGCCUGCAGCGUCUACUUCCUCGUCGGUCUCUGCUCCACCUGGACAGCCUUCGUUUUCUUCGUGCUGAUAGUGUGGGCGGUCGUGUUAGCGGCAAACUCAUUCGUCUUGUUUGUCAGCGCCGUGGCACCGGAUUACAUCGCCGGAACUUCGGUGGUGACGGUGGCGCUUGCCGGGUUUUUCCUGUUUUCCGGCUACUUUUUGAGGAAGGAGAGAAUGCCGGAGUACUGGGUGUUCAUGCAUUACAUGAGUCCCUACAGAUACGCGCUUGACGCGAUGCUGGAGAAUGAAUACGGGUGUGAAGCGGAGCGGUGCUUUGAGUGGGAAGGGGAGCCGAGCGGAAGCAAGGAGAGAGAGUGUAAGAUGAGGGGAAGGGACGUGCUGAGAGAGAGGGGGUUGAGGGAGGAAGGGAAGUGGGUCGGGUUGCAGGUGCUUUUCGGGUUCUUCGUGUUUUAUCGGGUGCUGUACUUGCUUGUGCUACUAAGACGGGCCGUCAGGUCUAAGAGAUAG